Molecule: messenger RNA, 1139 nt
Organism: Myotis daubentonii (Daubenton's bat)
Lineage: Eukaryota; Metazoa; Chordata; Mammalia; Chiroptera; Vespertilionidae
Biological process (GO): innate immune response; defense response to virus
Cellular component (GO): cell surface; Golgi apparatus
Molecular function (GO): metalloendopeptidase inhibitor activity
Source: RefSeq, a predicted model, not a curated record
CCUGACUCCCUCCCAAGCUUCUCUGCAUCCCUCUGAAUGGAAUCCACUUCUUACCGCUACUCCCAACUGCCCACGGAUGAGUAUCCCAAAAAGCUGGGGGACCACAAGCUGCCAGUGUGGGUGUGGAUCCUGCUGCGCCUCCUGGUGGUCGGUCUGUCUGUGGCAACAGGCGUUUUGGCUGCCAAGUUCAAUAGCCCAGCUUGCAAGGAUGGCCUCCCGGCUGAGCAGGAGUGUCGAAACAUCACCCACCUCCUGGAGCAGGAGCUGACCCAGGCCCAGGAAGUCUUACGGGGGACCGAGGCCCAAGCUGCCACUUGCAACCAGACUGUGGAGACCCUGAAGAUUUCCCUGGAAGAGGAGAAGGCUGCGGGCCACAAGCAACAGGAGCUGGUGCAGAAGCUUCAAGAGGAGAUCAAGACAUUGAAUCAGUCGCUGCGGGAGAAAUCCGCAUAUCUGGAGAAGAAAUCAGCGGAUCUGGAGAAGAAAUCCGCGGAGCUGCGGGAGAAAUCCGCGGAGCUGGAGGACAAAUCCGCGGAGCUGAAGGAGAAAUCCGCGGAUCUGGAGAAGAAAUCAGCGGAACUCCAGAAGAAAUCCGCGGAUCUGGAGAAGAAAUCCGCGGAACUGAAGCAACUAAGAAAAGAGAAUGUGGCCUUGGUCUCUGCCAAGGGUCCCCCCGACUCCGGAAUCACCCUCAGUCUCUCCCUGGCCACCAUGCUCCUGCCCCUGAUCCUCCUGGCUCUGCUGGUCUGUUGUCCCAGGAUGCGUGCCUGCCGGCACAUUCUCACCUGACUGAGAGCUGUCCGCCCUGGGACAUGGGCCUUAACCUCAGAAUGCAGUCCAGGCUCCUUUUCUGAGAGUUUCCUGUCAUCUUGGAAAGAUAACAACCUGGCCCCACAGAUGCUCUCUCCCAUUCGGCCCGCAAUCUAACCACAACUCCCCCUCCCUUUAGCUCUGGGUGGCACCUGUGCCUCAAAUGCCCAGUCUGCCCUGGGGUUCUCAUGGCACAAUAUGAACGUAUACUGAUAAGAGGGUAAUAUGCAAAUUGGUCACGACACCCUCACAGUCAUGACUGGAUAUGGUAAUUAGUUAUAACCAGUAUGCAAAUUGACCAGCACUCCAACAAAACAUGAUGGCCGCCC